This is a messenger RNA of Balearica regulorum gibbericeps (East African grey crowned-crane), 708 nucleotides long. It is a transcript of the gene CD8A, whose product is annotated as CD8 subunit alpha. NCBI's taxonomy places the organism in Eukaryota, Metazoa, Chordata, Aves, Gruiformes, Gruidae. The record is from RefSeq and is a predicted model, not a curated record. Gene Ontology annotation, cellular component: external side of plasma membrane. Gene Ontology annotation, biological process: cell surface receptor signaling pathway; T cell mediated immunity; cytotoxic T cell differentiation.
AUGGCCAGGUCUCCUGCACUGCUCCUGCUGCUCAUUCUGGGAUUCUGCUGCCCUGGGAUCCAGGGCCAGAAGUACGAUAUGAAGGUUGGGUUUCGUGACAAAGGCAUCAAGCACCCCCAGAUGGGACAGCGGCUGGAGCUGGAGUGUACGUCUGCCAAGGAGGACAGUGGCGUUAUGUGGCUCCACCUGGACAAGCAUGGGACCCUUCACUUCAUCGUCUUCAUUUCCUCCCUGCCCCGGACCGUCUUCAGUGGGAACAAGGAGACAUCCACGCACUUCGAGGCAUCAAAACACGGCAACUCCUACCGGCUGGUAGUGAAGUCUUUUACACCGCGGGACGAGGGGAAAUACUUCUGCCUCAUGAACAGUAACCAAAUGCUGUACUUCAGCCCUGGCCAGCCUGUCUUCUUCCCAGUCACCACCACAGUGGCAUCCAGCACACCAGCACACACCACCCAGCAUGGCAUCACCCAAAAGGACCCCUGUCUGAAGACCCGGGAUACAGAGACCAACAAGGAGGAAAAGCUGAAUUUCUUCUGUGAUAUCAUCAUCUGGGUUCCCUUGGCAGGCGCCUGCUUCCUGCUCCUGCUCGCCUUGGCAGUCACCAUCAUCGUGUGUCAACAAACCAGAAGACGAAGGUGCAGAUGUAAAAGACCUGUGAAUGGGAAGCCCAACGCGAAGCCUAGCAUGCCGAGCCGACACGUAUAA